Messenger RNA from Symbiodinium natans, 2310 nucleotides. The record is from the annotation of a GenBank genome assembly. NCBI's taxonomy places the organism in Eukaryota, Dinophyceae, Suessiales, Symbiodiniaceae.
AUGGACCUGAAAUCCAGGAAGAAGCAUCACCUGGGAUUGUUCGAGGACGAGAUAGCGGCAGCAGCAAGACACGAUGCGGCCAGAGUGGCAUUGCGAGGGCCCGGCUCGCAGAAGAACUUCCCAAAAAAACUGCCAACUGAGCACGAGCUUCUCGAGGUCCAGGUGCGGCUUGCAACGAGGCCGAAGGCAUCCUCGUAUAGCGGAGUGUACCCGAAGGGUAGCGGGUGGGUGGCACGAAUCAAGAAAAACGGAACAAGCCUUCACUUGGGAAGCUUUGCUGACGAGCUUGAUGCCGCUAAAGCCUACGAUGCAGCCCUUAGAAGUGAGACGCUGGGCCCCACGCCUCGCUCCCAGAAGCUAGCAAGCUUGAACUUCCUGGAGGAGUCGGAUUUCUUUUCGGAAUGCUCAUGGCAGGAUGAGCCAAUUCCGGCAGGGAAGACAUCGCGGUUUAUGGGCGUGUACUACCACGCAGCAGCCCAAAAGUAUUGCGCGAAGGCUGGCGGCAAACACCUGGGCACGUUUGCCACUGAGCUUCAAGCUGCCAGAGCUUUUGACGCAGCCUCCCUGGCCGGAGCCGGCCGUACAAAUUUCGCGCCAGUAAGUCGCGAACUCGUGUCAUCUUUCCCGAGGUCCGGACGCGGACGCAGGGCUGCCGGUCGCCAAUCCCAAUUUCGGGGGGUUACCUGGCAUGCUGUUUCUGGCAAGUGGCGGGCCAGAAUUGCUGGGCUUGACAGCACCAGAGAAGUUCACUUGGGUACCUUCGAGACGGAGCAGGAUGCGGCUGCCCGCUAUGAUGCUGCGACAGUGGUUUUGAGACUGCCUGUGUGCAAGCGGAACUUUCCGAGUAGAGUGCCUGCAGACAACGAGAUCCUGCAGGCGAAGCAGCGGUUGGCGAAGGAGCCAGCCAAGCGUGGCUACAAAGGCGUCGAUCCUUGUGGCUCCGGUCGCUUUCAGGCCAGGGUCAUGGUGAACGGACGAAGCAGAUACCUGGGUACUUUCGAUAGCGAGCUCGAGGCUGCGAGGGUCUAUGACAAAGCCAUCCGCUGUAGGGAUGUCUUUCGCUCUAUCCGCCUAUUCUCGCUCAAUUUCCCGAAGCAGUCUGAUUAUUUCAAUGAGGAAUCAUGGCAAAACGAACCUGUGCCAGCAGGAAGGACUUCCCGAUUCCUGGGCGUUUCCAAGCACAAAGGAAAGCAUGUGUUCCAGGCUACUUGUCAGCGCAAGUUCCUUGGCUAUUUCCAGACCGAGCUGCAGGCGGCCAAGGCUUUCGAUGCAGCGUCGGCAGCCGUGGGAGGGCCCACCAACUUCCCGAACUCAGCAUCGACUGUCCAAUCGAAUUCUUGGCUUCAUGUUUUACCCACACGCUUGACAGAGCCACAGCUAGUGCCACUUGCUGAGAAGCUCGAGAGUGCAAGGGGAUCUCCAGAAUCAGAAAGCACAGAAAGCCAACGUUCCUCCUGCUGCUCUUCUCGCUUUGCUCCCGAUGACCUCAUCCACGUCGUGCCAUGGCCAUUCGGGGUGCCAGCUCCUCCGGGACUCGAAGUUGAGGCAUGCGUGCUGCCGGAAAGAAUGGGAGGGACAGCUGGGAUGCACGCCCUUCCGGAUGGUGUCUCCACCAAAGCGUUCGGAACCAGGAAGCUCAUCGAGCAGUUGGACGACCGGUUGGCAGUUUUUGCGCCUGCUGCCUUUCGCCCGGACUGCUGGUCCCUCAAUUCCGACUUCCACGGAAACGAGGCGCAAGUGCGGAUGGUGCUGGACCUCAUCUUGGUCCACUUCUGCCGAAGACACGCGCUGCGUCUGGCGGCCGAAGUGCCUCUUCCCGAAUCGUCUCCCUUUGCUGGGAAAGCCGACUACGCGCUGUUCGACGGCAACUCGCCCAUCGCCAUUGUUGAAGCGAAGCGCUGCCUCGGCCCCAGCGUAAGCGCAGAAGCCAGGCACGCUCUCUUCGUCGCCGCCAUGGCCCAAAGCUGCGCGGUCUUGGCCGGCUUCCUGUCCGCGACACCGACAGCACCCCUCUUGGCAAUCGUGACGGAUGCACGUGGAUGGCUUCUGGUGCACCUGACAGCAGAGAAGAAGCCUGUGUUACAGCUGUGGCCCCAAGGGCAGGCGAUCCUGGAGCUGAGAAGCCCUGUGGAGUUGGCACAGCUGCUCCAGAACCUUCAGCAGCUUCUCGGAGGAGAACAUCUGUGCGAGGUUGUGAGGUUGGAAUUCGGGGCUUCUGAGCUUCAAAGUCUUUGGAAACACCGGGUGUUCGAAAGACAGGUUGGAGACAGCGGGGAACAGGAUUUCCCUAAACCCAGGCUACCAUGCUGA